Aquila chrysaetos chrysaetos is the source of this 2244-nucleotide messenger RNA. It is a transcript of the gene TCEA3, whose product is annotated as transcription elongation factor A3. The record is from RefSeq and is a predicted model, not a curated record. Bases 382 to 1575 code for a protein of 397 amino acids. Gene Ontology annotation, cellular component: nucleus. Gene Ontology annotation, biological process: transcription elongation by RNA polymerase II; DNA-templated transcription. The transcript has 14 exons. NCBI's taxonomy places the organism in Eukaryota, Metazoa, Chordata, Aves, Accipitriformes, Accipitridae. Gene Ontology annotation, molecular function: nucleic acid binding; zinc ion binding.
AGGAGUUUAUAACUGGCCGGGACAGCCCCACCUCCUUUCUGCUUUCUCUCCCUUCCCUUCCCUUUCUUUUCCCCUUUUUUUUCCCCCCUUUCUCUGCUCUUUUCCAGCCCAGCUGCCGCUUCGCACCCGGCCGCCCUCCCACCCCUGCCCGAACCCCCAUGCCGGCAGCACCGAGCUCUGCCCGCUGCCGCCUCGGUUUUGCUCCACCGACCGCCGAAGCCCGGCGAGCCGCGAGCCGCCGGCAUGGGGCCUGCUGAGGAGCUGGUCCGGAUUGCCAAGAAAUUGGAUAAGAUGGUGGCCAGGAAGAGCACGGGCCCCCGUGGCUUCUCCCCACCCUAGGAAGGGGCUCUGGAUCUGCUCAAGUCCCUCACAGGCUACACCAUGACCAUCCAGCUGCUCCAGACCACGCGGAUCGGGGUGGCCGUCAACUCGGUGCGGAAACACUGCUCGGAUGAAGAGGUGGUGGCCUCGGCUAAAAUCCUCAUCAAGAACUGGAAGCGGCUGCUGGAGUCCUCCACCACCCCGAAGAAGGAGAAGGACGUGGAUGGGAAGAAGGAGAAGGACACGGAUGGGGAGAAGGAGAAGAAAGAGAAGGGGCUGGAUUUUCCCAGCUGCCCCAACGAAGGGGCAAAGCACCCCAAGAGCUCGGCUGAGAAGCACAGGGAGAAGCACAAGGAGAGGAAGCCCAGCAAGUCCGGCUCUCGUGCCGUCACCCCCCGGGGCCACCCUGCCGACUCCAUCUCGGAGAGAGAGUCCGGUGAUGGCCGGAGCCCCACUGCGUCCUCGAAGAAGUCACCUCUGGAUGGCAAGAAAGAGAGGAGAGACUCUGCUGACUCAAGGUCCUCCACCACCUCGGCCGUCUCCUCCUCUUCCUCCCCGCAGAAGAGACCAUCAGCGGAGAGGAGAGCCUCUGUGGGCACCAGCCCCUCGCCAGCUCCCACCGGCUCUCGGAGAAACUCCAGCGACAGCAAGGAGGAAAGAGCCAACAGCAGCAAGGCCAAGCCAGAGACGCCGCGGACCCCCACCAGCCCCCCCUUCUCGCCCAGCCCCUGCCUCCUGGCCCCCUGCUAUCUCACGGGGGACUCAGUGCGGGACAAGUGCAUCGAGAUGCUGACGGCCGCCCUCCGCAUGGAUGAUGACUACAAGGAGUUUGGUGUCAACUGUGAGAAGAUGGCAUCGGAGAUCGAAGACCAUAUCUUCCAGGAGCUGAAGAGCACGGACAUGAAGUAUCGCAACCGGGUGCGGAGCAGGAUCAGCAACCUGAAGGACCCCAAGAACCCCAGCCUGCGGAGGAACGUGCUGUGCGGGGCCAUCCUGCCCAGCCUCAUCGCCCGCAUGACCGCCGAGGAGAUGGCCAGCGAUGAGCUGAAGGAGCUGAGGAACGCCAUGACCCAGGAGGCCAUCCGGGAGCACCAGAUGGCCAAGACGGGUGGCACCGUCACCGACCUCUUCCAGUGCGGCAAGUGCAAGAAGAAGAACUGCACGUACAACCAGGUGCAGACACGCAGCGCCGACGAGCCCAUGACGACAUUUGUGCUGUGCAACGAAUGCGGGAACCGCUGGAAGUUCUGCUGAUGGUGCCCAGUGACGGGGCUGGAGGGAACGUGGUGUGAGACGGGAUGCUGUGACGGCCACAUCGGGCAGCCGGGAUGGGGAGGGAGGGUGAUGGGGCAGUGCCGGUCCCUACGCCCCGGCUCCCUGUUUCCUUGCACUGGGCUCCCUCAAAUGUCCCGGGGAGCCAGGCUCCGGCAACAGGCGGGUUUGCUUGAGAAGACCCUGGUGAAUUCAAGCGGUUCCUCCCUGUAAAUACUUGCCCUUUGCUUGGGGUGUGCUGAGAGCCCACUGGGAACAGAGACAUCUGUGGAAAGGGAGACUGGUCUGACCUGGGCAGCUUGCCCUUCCCUGGGGGAAACCUGGACUUGGAUGAUUUGGGGACAGGAGGGACGAUACCCUGUGGAUGUGGGGCUGUGCCACUGUCCCGGGGAUUGGGGGUGGGAAAGGGCCAGGUUUUAACCCAAACACCUUCUUCCUCACCUAAGUGCAUGCAGUGGAAGGACAUGGAGGGAGACAGGGUGGCUGCAAGGUGUUCGGAUGCCGGUGGGAUGCCAUCGUGUCACUCUGCUCUGUGACACGUGGACCAUCCAUCCUGGCUUGAGGGCACUGUGUCCCCAGGAAAGAAGAAGGAAUGGGGGGAAAGGAGUGGGGAAAACCCAUUCAGCUAGAGCAAUAAAGGUGUGAACUGUC